This is a messenger RNA of Drosophila subobscura, 547 nucleotides long. Its product is annotated as kunitz-type serine protease inhibitor nigrescinin-6. Lineage: Eukaryota; Metazoa; Arthropoda; Insecta; Diptera; Drosophilidae. Bases 129 to 491 code for a protein of 120 amino acids. The transcript has 2 exons. The record is from RefSeq and is a predicted model, not a curated record. Gene Ontology annotation, molecular function: serine-type endopeptidase inhibitor activity.
GUCGCCAGGUGAACAAGUGAGAAAGAAACAGCGAGAGAGAGCGAUCGAGAGUGAGAGAUAAAGAGAGAGCUAUAUAUCCCAGAGACUAUUCAGUUCCGUUGUUGAGUUGAGCGUUAAGCGAGUGUACAAUGUGCGGACAGGGCCGACUAUUGAGAGCGAUGGAGGUGGCCAGCGUGGUGCUGGUGCUGCUGGGACUGCUGCUGGCCGGUGCGGGAGUCAGCGAGGGCCGCCCCAUGGACCUCUACGAUGAUGUGAGCGACUUCUUCGAUGCCAUUUCCUUGGACGAUGUCGCCAAUACCGGCCGCAAUACGCAUCCGGAGCAGUUCUGCCUAAUGCCGGCCCGCAAGGGCGUCUGUCGCGCCCUCAUACCGCGCUGGCGCUACGAUCCCGAGCAGAAGAAGUGCGUGGAAUUCAAGUUCGGUGGCUGCGAUGGCAAUGAGAACAAUUUCUCCAGCUACAAGGACUGCAUGUCCACCUGCGAGGGCAUGUAGGGAUCACCAGGAUCUGAAGCUGGAGCUGGAGCUGGAGCUGGAGCUGCAGCUGGGGC